AUGCAGGUGGCAUUCUGUAGACUUCGGACCCACCAAUGGUGCUUCAUCCUGUUUAAUGUCAUCCUAUUUCAUGCCUUACUUUUUGGAGCUGAUUUUGUGGAAGAAUACUUUUUGCAUUCUUUGCCUCAUGUAGAUAUGAAAAUUCUUGAAAUCAAGGACCAGGCAAGAAAAUUGAACAUGGAGCCCCAGAAAAGUAAUCUCUCCAAGUAUUACAUUCUUAAUCAGCCAGAAGUGUGUAAAGGGAAAAACAUUUUCUUGCUCUCUCUUAUCUUUAGUAGCCCAGGAAAUGGAACAAGACGAGACCUUAUCAGGAAAACCUGGGGUAGCAUGACCAAUAUCCGAGGGCACCUUGUGAUCACAUUGUUCGCUUUAGGGAUGCCUGUUUUGGUAACUACUCAGAAAGAGAUAGAUAAAGAGUCCUGGGAGGAUAAUGAUAUCAUUGAAGGGAUCUUCUUGGAUAGUUCUGAAAAUCAAACCCUGAAGAUGAUUGCCAUGACACAGUGGGCUGUGACUUUCUGUCCUAAUGCCCUGUUCAUUCUUAAGGUUGAUGAAGGGGUGUUUGUUAAUCUGCCAAGCCUGGUAGAUUACCUUCUCAAUCUGAAAGAACACCUUGAAGAUAUCUAUGUGGGCAGUGUUAUCCAUCAGGGUGCACCCAACAGAGACCCUCACCACCAAGAAUUUGUCUCUCUUAGUGAGUAUGCGGAAAGAUAUUACCCAGAUUACUGCAGUGGAGAGACCUUUGUAGUGUCUCAAGAAGUGGCUCGGAUGAUGUAUGUAGUUUUCAAAGAGGUCCCUGUUAGGGUGCCUGCUGAUGUCUUUAUAGGAAUGUGUGCAAAAUCCAUUGGCCUUAUUCCCAUGCACAGUUCAAGAUUCUCUGGGAAAAGACACAUCCGAUACAACAGAUGUUGCUACAAGUUCAUUUUUACAUCCUCAGAAACCACAGAUGCCGAAAUGUCCCUGGCGUGGAAGGAAAUUAAUGAUGGGAAGGAAUGUACACUGUUGGAGACUUACUAUGGGCUUAUAUCCUGCAAACUUCUGACAUAUCUUGAUAGCUUUAAACGUUCUCCCAUGAGCACCAUAGAAAGCAAUGUCCUGUAUGAUGAUGAUUAG
Messenger RNA from Ochotona curzoniae (black-lipped pika), 1110 nucleotides. RefSeq names its product beta-1,3-galactosyltransferase 9 (gene B3GALT9). The record is from RefSeq and is a predicted model, not a curated record. The coding region runs from base 1 to 1110 and encodes 369 amino acids. Gene Ontology annotation, cellular component: membrane. Gene Ontology annotation, molecular function: hexosyltransferase activity. The transcript is spliced from 2 exons. NCBI's taxonomy places the organism in Eukaryota, Metazoa, Chordata, Mammalia, Lagomorpha, Ochotonidae.